UCAGUUCAGUUUUGUACCUACGGUUGAUAACACGGAUUGGUUCGGACCGAACUGCUGUUUUCGUCAUCACAUUCUCGGUAUUCCAGACAGGUUCAGGUUGAGUCAGCUAGCAAGUAUUUGCCACGCGACCACAUUCCGGAGACCGAUAGUGUGCCCCGUUCGUUGACAGGACCGAGAUAACGACGCGCGUUUACUGCCCCAAAGAAAGUCGUAGUUUCGUCGUAGUCUGCGAGGAUAGUUGUUUUCCUUGAAGGGAACCGUGUUCUGAAUCAUCCCUUUCCACCGAUAAUCGGUGGUAAUAACGGCUGUUGGUGUUGGUGUGUCCCACCGAGUACGUGAAAAUAUUCGCCUUUGGGUGGUUUGUGAAGUAUUGUUAUUUUCGUCGGGUUCCUUGAGUCACCACCCCCUUACGGCACGACAUACUUCCUAUUGAAGGGAGUCAGCAGUGUCAGCAGAAAGCUGUGUGUGCGAGAGUUCGCGAAGAACACCCCCUCCCCCCCUCGGAAGCGUAUCGCUGUAGUCGUGUAGUGUAGAUAUCUGCGCCGCCAGAAAGCUCUCCCGAGAAGAGAAUUGGACCAUCAUACAUACAUACGUUCGUUCGUUCGUUCGUGAAGAAGAGAUACAUAGAGUGCGAAUUUGAGCUUAUUGCCAACAUCGCCGUAGAGAUCCUCUAUUGCUAUACUGCUGCGCUGCACUCCUUAGGCGUGGACCGUCGACGUCUCGGUUUUUCGCGACUGCCACCACCGUCAGUGUUGUAGAGUGUGUUUUUCCGGCGAAUGUGUGUGACAACAACGCCCAACAGAAAAUAGCCAUUCCCAAGAUCAUCCUCAAGAAAUCAGGUUCAAGUGGAAGUGUGCAAGUUCCUAUAUCGGAAGAAUAUCUCGAGAAUAUCGUGUGCAAAGUGUGUUUCCUACAGUGGUGAGCUCUGAAGCGAAAAUCUGGAAGAUUGCCAGUAGUAGUGUGCUCAAGUCCCAAAGUUCCGCAAGUUACACGAUACAUACAACACGGUUCAGUCGCCGCCGGUGUACUUCGAAUACCCACAGAGUGUUGCGGUUUUUGCUCCAGCAGAUCCAGCCCUCGCGUGUUCCGGAAAGCUGACCCGACUGCUGUCUGACUGCCUGCCAGUGACGACGACGUUCGGUUAACCGUGAAAAUUGGAUUAUAUUACCCCCCGGCAGAUCGAUAACAUUAAUUAAAACUCGCACCAAGGAGGAACGACCCAGCUCUACGGAUCCGGUUGAUCGACGCCGCAGCUAGGAAACCGGCAACCGUAGCCUCAAAGGCAGCACGACAGCAGCGCCUCGGAGCGCCUACCCUGGAGCACCACCGCCCUCGCAGGCCACACUAAAGGGUUCCCAGCGACCCGCUAUGACUAGUCCAGCCGGCGGAAUCCCCGGUGGCCCCUACAGAGGAACCGCAGGCUACGGCUACGCACCGACACAGCAGGCGACCUACCGGUACUCGGCCCCGCUGGCGGCGCAACCGGCGUAUGCGACCUACACACCACACACCACUACCACGGUAAGCUUACUGGCACCGUCGGAAAGCACCCUUUAUAACUCGAAACAUCAGUACGGCCAGCGUGUACCGACAGCAGCAUCGCCCAGCAACACAAACUCCAGCAGCUCAUCCAACACCGGUUCCCAGAGUGGCACGCUGAGUACGAGUCUGAGCAAUACCAACACAAACAACACGAUGGGACCCAGUAAUACCCCACAGCAGACGGAACAGCUGUCCAAGACGAACCUCUACAUCCGCGGACUGCAGCAGGGCACGACCGACAAGGAUCUGAUCAAUAUGUGUGCACAAUACGGUACCAUCAUCUCCACAAAGGCAAUACUAGAUAAAACAACAAACAAAUGUAAAGGUUACGGAUUUGUUGACUUCGAAUCACCGGCGUGCGCCGAGGGUGCCGUCAAAGGUCUCCAAGCGAAGGGCAUUCAAGCUCAGAUGGCCAAAGUGGGUAUCUGGGUGCUACAUAGGCCGGCCGUUCAACAAGAGCAGGAUCCUACCAACUUGUACAUUGCUAAUCUACCACUAACCUACAAGGAAACGGAUGUAGAGAACUUACUAUCCAAAUACGGCCAGGUGAUCUCGACCAGAAUUCUGCGCGACCAGAAUGCACAGUCCAAGGGUGUCGGUUUCGCCCGGAUGGAAUCGCGGGAAAAGUGCGAACAGAUUAUCCAGAUCUUCAACGGUACUCAGCUGCAGGGCGCCAAGGAACCGCUGCUAGUGAAAUUCGCCGACGGUGGCUCGAAGAAAAAGAACCCCUUCAAGAGUCCAGAUCCGAACGCACGGACCUGGCGUGACGGUGCCGAAGGUAUUCCGGUGACGUAUGAUCCGAACCUACAGCAGAACGGAAUCGGCGUGAACGUGGGUGCCCACAUCGGUAUGCCGUACGGACGGUUCAGUGCUCCGCAAGUGGGCGGCUAUGCCGUUCCCGGUUCCCAGUGGGUACCGAGCUAUAUGAUGACCCAACCGAUGGCGCAGGUUGACGAUCAGGUUGGUUGCGUGGGGAAUCAUCUUAAAAAUCUGCCUAACACUCUUAUUUCGGCUCUUUAUUUACAGCAGUACAUGCAAAUGCAGGCACCACAUCUUAGCGUCGGUACGCCCUACAAAACGGAUACGGUCACGAAUGUACAGCCAAGGGGCGUGUCGAUGAUCAUGUCCAGUGAUAACCCGGCGGCAGGUGUCCCGUACGGGAUGAUGCCGCAGCUCACAACGCUACAGAUUGGAUCGUCGUACAUCAGUCCGACAUACCCGUACUACGCACCCACUCCGUCGAUCAUCCACACGAUGCAGAUGGGUGACUCGGAGCAGGUCAGCACGGCUGCCUCUCCGGACGAGGCAUACACCACACAGUAUCAGCAUGCUCCGAAGUAGAGUCCCGGAUCCGGUGCCAUCCACCAGAUCUAGAACGGGAAUCAUCAUCACAAACGCAACCGCCGCCAGUUGGAGAAGAAGAAGAAGAAGAAGAAGUAUGAGGAGGAGGAGUAGUAGUUUCCAGUCAUCGUCAUCGUCGCUACGUCGUCGUCGUCGCAAAAUCCGCCGCCUCAGUUUAACAAAAUCAUAGAAACAGCCUCAACCGAUAACAACAACAACAACAACAACAGCAAAAUCUACAGUUAUGGUUCUAAGUCAAAGUGGGAGAGCAAGUUGAAAUAUUUCUGAAGCGAGGAAUUUAUUGGAACAACUAACUGAUAGUAAUGCCAAACAGAGAAGAAGAUCGUAAGUGAACUUUGACACAAAAGGUUCCGUAGCAAUUGACAUUUGUUAAGGGAUUUGGGACAUUCGGGGUUCAGAAACUCUCAGAGCAGCCUUGAGAGUCGACACACACAGACACACACAAACACUUACACACACACAUUACACACAAACAAAACACACAGAGAAGAAAAACCGAUACCUCAUCAGAGACGAGAUACAUAACGCUGUUUUUUACAUAAGACUUGAAAAAAAACACAAUUCAGAGAAUUCCAGAACGAGAAAUCGAACUUCGAUGCAUGAGACGAACCUAAAGACGUGUGCUUAAACCUAGGAACGGAGGAAUUCGACCUGCUUUACAGGAUUGCGUGUGUGUUGAAAGUUUAUGUUCUUUACUACAUUUGUUUUGCUGGAAUUAUGAGCGAACAGUUUAGACUACCAAUACCACCGAUCGUCACCAGGAGUGAACAUCGAUUUUGGUUAAUGACUGUUACUUUUUUUAAGUAUUUGUCUUACAUUUCUUCCAAACGAUAAGAAAUAAAUAUUGUUGAACUAAAAUGUCCCAGAAAAAUAAAUAAAUCAGGAAACCGUUUCAUUCAGUUUGUUUGCACCGCUGGAACAGAACGCACUUGAUCAAAUGGUUGCGAACCGCUGUAAGCAAACCGACUGCACUCGGAAAACUCGUCACGUAGUUUCCACGUGAAAUUUCACGUGUCGAAAAUUUGGCACGCACUUUGCAGGUGGAAAAUGCGGGAUAUUCUUUUAUUGUAUGAAAUCUUCUGCUCCGAGAUACCCAAAAAAAAAAGAAUUCAGCGGAAAUAAGUCCCUAUUUUUGUUUGUUAAGUUUUUACAGUUGCUUUUUUUAAUUAUUAUUUACUUCCCCUUGUCCCCUCUGAUUCAAGAAAAUCCUUAUUUAUUUCACCUUCUCUCUGCGGCAGCAGAGAGUAACGUCUGUUGAGAGAAUUGAAAGCUCGAAAUCAAGCAAAAAAAAUAAGAAGAAAACUACCAACGAUAAAGUUUCCUAUAAAAUCGACGAUGAGAGCGAAUAAAAGUGAGCGAGAAACCAAAUAGAAGAAAAACGAAAAAGAGUUGAAGCAGGAAAUUUUCUCGAAAACGGCUUCCACUGACUAACAACUAUUUGUGCAGUGAGAGCACGGAGGAGUCUUUUAUUUAAAAAAAAAAUGAGGAAGGUAGCGAAGCUAGGAAGGAAAACCGCUGAAAUGAUUCCCAAUUUUUCCUCUGAUUUUGAUAGAUUGCAAGAGAAAAGAAUUUAGAGAGAGUUGCUUUUUUCUAGGAUAAAUUUUUAAUUUAUUUUUUGUUGGUUAAGAAAAGAGUGCGGAAUGAGAUGUUUGAGGUUAGGAACAUUUUUUUUAUAUAAAACUGUGAAAUCGAAGAAUACGAGGGGCACAUGUUGCACGCAAGCAAGCGCUCGGAUCGGAAAGGACGAAAGGAAAGAAAAUGCAAAAAGAAUGCUAGUUCAUAAUUUUAGUUUUUAGUUCUUAGAUAGACCGAUUUAAAAAUUUACAACUUAGGAGAACAUGAAAACACCCAGCCACACACACACACACACAUUGAAUUGAAAAGUGGUUCGCAAAGUGUGAAGGACAGUGGAAAGAAGAGAUGAAAAAUGAUGAGCAGAUAAGCGCUCGAGGACAACGGAAAAGAGAUAGGCAGUUUUAUCAAAUUAAAAGUUUCUUUUCUAAGAUUUUUUUUUUUUUUGAUUUAGUUCUAAUUUUUUGUAGUUUUUAAGUGAUAAGAAAAAGAAACCAGAAACUGGAUUGUUUGUAAGGCGAAGAAUGAAAAGCAAGCGCGCUGAAGCAGAGGAACAGAAAGUGAAUGCAAGAGGUGUGAAUGAAUGUGUCAGAUAGGAGAUCUAAUUUUUUUUUUGCAAUGGAAAGCAGGACGAAUAGGAAGGGAAAAUAAUUGAUUUUUUUUUGUUUUGUAGUAGAAUCUAACCGUAAGCACGAAGGAAAAUUUUCUGAAAACGAUUGAAUAAAAAAGUGACUCAGUGUGUGUUGGUGUAGGCAAUGGAUGCUACACCCUGCACUGAUGAAGCGAAGCGAUUCAAGCAAAAACACAAA
This is a messenger RNA of Ochlerotatus camptorhynchus, 5285 nucleotides long. RefSeq names its product alan shepard (gene shep). Gene Ontology annotation, molecular function: mRNA binding. NCBI's taxonomy places the organism in Eukaryota, Metazoa, Arthropoda, Insecta, Diptera, Culicidae. Gene Ontology annotation, cellular component: ribonucleoprotein complex; nucleus; cytoplasm. The record is from RefSeq and is a predicted model, not a curated record. The transcript is spliced from 9 exons. Bases 1369 to 2883 code for a protein of 504 amino acids.